CAACAGGCAGAAGUUUCAGAAGCUUGUAGCAGUAAUAGUGAUGAAUUUAAUAAUGAAUUUGAUAACAUUGAGGAUAGUAAUACAAAAACUUGUAGCAAUAAUGGUGAUAAAUUUAAUGACGAGUUUGAUAACAUUGAAGAUGGUGAUACAGAAAUAAGUAUUGUCAGUGAUGAAGAUGCGAAUAACAUUAUUACAAAACUGUUACAAGCAGUUCCAGAAGUAGCUACUCAUCGAUCACUUGUAAAUAUUUUGGAUACCAUAAGUGCAGAUAUGAAUAACGAUACAAUUGAUUCGGAUAGUGACUUUGAGAGUGAAUUUGAAGUUAAGGUUGAUAGCAACUCUAAGAGUAAAUUUAAAGUUGAGGUUGAUAAAGAUCGCAGUAUGUCUUCUGAGAUGUUGGGUGAUGUUACUAAACAAUUAGAAAAAGAAGUCAAAAGUAAUAAGCAUGAUGAGAGCAUGGCCAAAAGAGUUGAAGCAAGCAUUAUUGUAGCUAAGAUAGCUGGAAGGGGUGUUUACUAUGCCCAUUGUAUAUAUGCAUGGGCAGAUAUUUUGAUGCAAGUUAUGUCCUUUCUUCAAUCAAACAAAUGGAGUGUAAAUCCAAUUGAACUGGCAAAGCAUAUAAAUAAAAGAGUACUUCCAAGUCUUUGCUUUGAUCUAUUACCAACAAUGUGUGUAAAAACUGCUGAAAAGUGGUUAGAGAUAUUUGGAUUUGAAUAUUCACUAGUUAGAAAAAGAAUGUAUAUGGAUAGUCAUGAGCAUGCUGAUAUGAUAGCUUAUCAUGAAAGAUUUUUGGAAAGAAUAUUAAGAUAUAAAACACAUAUAAUAGUAUUUUUCG
Dentiscutata erythropus is the source of this 835-nucleotide messenger RNA. Lineage: Eukaryota; Fungi; Glomeromycota; Glomeromycetes; Diversisporales; Gigasporaceae. The record is from the annotation of a GenBank genome assembly.